UUUCUCCUGGAGUCUUCUGUCUACAGGCUGCUGAAGAAGUACUGCAGGGAGCAGCCCUACUACGUGAACCUGCUGGAGCUUUUCCUGCAGGUGAACUGGCUAACUAACUGGUUGGACCUCAUCACGGCUCCCGUUUCCCAGGUGGAUUUGAGUCGCUUCAGCGAGCAGAGGUAUAAGACAAUCGUUAAGUACAAGACGGCGUUCUACUCCUUCUACCUGCCCGUGGCCGCUGCCAUGUACAUGACUGGUAUCGACAGUAAGGAGGAGCAUGACAAUGCCAAAGCCAUCUUGCUGGAGAUGGGUGAAUUCUUUCAGAUCCAGGAUGAUUACCUGGACUGCUUUGGGGACCCGGAGCUGACGGGGAAGGUUGGCACCGAUAUCCAGGACAAUAAGUGCAGCUGGCUGGUGGUGGGGGGGCUGCGGCGGGGCUGGACCACAGCUGGGCUUGUUCUGAUGUUUUCUCAGGAGAACUAUGGCUGCAAGGAGCCCGAGAAGGUGGCAAAGGUGAAGGAGCUUUAUGAGUCUCUGGGCAUGAGGGCUGCUUUUCAGGAGUACGAGGAGAGCAGCUACCGGCGCCUGCAGGACCUGAUCGAGAAGCACGCCAGCCGCCUCCCCAAGGAAAUCUUCCUGGGCCUGGCGCGGAAGAUUUACAAGCGCCAGAAGUGA
This is a messenger RNA of Apaloderma vittatum (bar-tailed trogon), 666 nucleotides long. It is a transcript of the gene FDPS, whose product is annotated as farnesyl diphosphate synthase. Lineage: Eukaryota; Metazoa; Chordata; Aves; Trogoniformes; Trogonidae. The record is from RefSeq and is a predicted model, not a curated record. The transcript has 6 exons. Gene Ontology annotation, biological process: trans, trans-farnesyl diphosphate biosynthetic process. Gene Ontology annotation, molecular function: (2E,6E)-farnesyl diphosphate synthase activity; dimethylallyltranstransferase activity. The annotation marks the transcript as partial. Gene Ontology annotation, cellular component: cytoplasm.